GGAUAUUUUGGUAGGGGUUCGUGUGCUUCUUGCAAUUGACACUGGAGUACGUUUUGCGUUAACAGUUUGACACAGACUCUUGGUUCGAAUCUCGCGCCCUUCUGUAGAAAAUCGGAGCCAAUGUGUAGUGUGUGAUCGAUCGAUUUAUUUUGGAGUAUAUUCUGUGCGAUAAGUUUUGGACUUUAAUAUUCAUUCAAAAAUGAUACCCCCGAGAUGGUGCGAGUUUCGGAAUGGGAUCCUUCUGUGUCUAGUCUUAAUCCUUUUUAUUCAAGUAGCAACAAACGAAAAGAUCACGAGAAGAAGAUUGCGUAGGCCGUCAUCAACGACCACAACAACAAAUUCGCCCGCGCCCAUCGCGCAAAAAAAUUCAGUGCGGACGCGAGAUCAGGAUUUGUCAUCGAGUGUAAAUCGGUUCAAAGUUCGCACGCGACCCGGUCACCGAAAAACAAUCGACAACGCCAUCGCCUCCAGCAGUUCGACCAAGAGUAACAAGGACGAUGAUGGAUACAAGGUGGUGUGCUACUACACAAAUUGGUCGCAGUACAGGCCGAAGAUCGGUAAAUUUAUGCCCGAAGACAUUACGCCCGAUCUCUGCACGCACAUCAUUUUCGCGUUUGGCUGGCUGAAGAAAGGAAAACUGUCGUCGUUUGAGAGCAACGACGAGACCAAGGAUGGCAAAACGGGACUGUACGAACGGAUCCGCAGUCUUCGAAAGGGCUACCCGAAAUUAAAGAUUCUUCUGGCUAUCGGCGGAUGGUCUUUCGGCACCCAGAAAUUCAAAGAUAUGACCAACACCCGCUACGCCAGACAAACCUUCAUCUACAGCGCCAUUCCCUUCCUUCGCGAUCGGGAAUUCGACGGCCUCGACAUCGAUUGGGAAUAUCCCAAGGGAUCGGACGACAAGAAGAACUACGUGCACCUACUAAAAGAAUUACGAGAAGCGUUCGAGGCCGAAGCCCAAGAAAUAAAGAAACCUCGCCUUCUGCUGUCGGCCGCCGUACCCGUAGGUCCCGAUAACAUCAAGGGAGGCUACGACGUGCCGGCGGUCUCGUCCUACUUGGACUUCAUAAAUCUCAUGUCGUACGAUUUCCACGGUAAAUGGGAGCGCGAAACCGGACACAACGCGCCCCUUUACUCGCCGAGCUCGGACAGCGAGUGGCGCAAACAGCUGUCGGUCGAUUACGCGGCGAGCUUGUGGGUCAAGCUGGGCGCGCCGAAAGACAAGUUAAUCAUCGGUAUGCCGACGUACGGUAGAUCGUUUACUUUGUCGAACUCCGGCCGGUAUAAGGUCAAUUCGCCGGCGACGGGCGGCGGUAAGGAAGGGGUGUACACUAAGGAGAGCGGGUUUUUGGCUUACUACGAGGUGUGCGAGAUGUUGAGGAAUGGCGCUUCUUACAUUUGGGAUGAUGAGAUGAAGGUUCCGUACGCCGUGCAAGGGGAUCAGUGGGUCGGUUUUGAUGAUGAGCGUUCGAUCAGGCACAAAAUGAAGUGGAUUAAAGACAACGGGUAUGGUGGCGCUAUGGUUUGGACCGUUGACAUGGACGACUUCUCCGGGAAAGUUUGCGGUGGCGAUGUCAAGUACCCUUUAAUAGGCGCUAUGAGGGAAGAGCUUCGUGGAAUAUCACGAGGUAAGGAUGCCAAAGAUGUGGACUGGGAGAAAGUAGCUGGAUUUGAAGAGGAAGAGGAGGAAGAGGUGAUUGAAAAACCAGCUCCCGUUAAAAUUUCCGCUUCCGAAGCACUCAACCGAGUGAGAAAGCCGAAUAAGAAGUACACGAUUAAAUCUUCAGCCGUUGACAAGAACAGCCGAUCCGCGCAAAUAUUUUGUUACAUCACGAGCUGGUCACAAAAGAGGCCCGGGCUUGGUCGCUUUACUCCCGACAACAUCGAUCCCAAACUGUGCACACACAUCGUUUACGCCUUCGCCACGUUAAAGGAUCACAAACUGGCAGAAGCUAGUGACAAAGAUGAGGAAAUGUACGAGAAGGUAAUCGCGCUCAGAGAUAAAAAUCCGGAUCUGAAGAUUCUGCUCGCGAUAGGAGGCUGGGCCUUCGGCUCUACGCCGUUCAAGGAACUAACGGGAAAUGUGUUCAGAAUGAACCAGUUUGUGUACGAUGCCAUCGAAUUGCUGCGCGAUUAUAAGUUUAACGGGCUCGAUGUUGAUUGGGAGUACCCCCGCGGGUCCGACGAUCGUGACGCUUACGUUAACCUUCUAAAAGAGCUGCGUUUGGCGUUUGAGGGCGAGGCUAAGACCAGUGGACAGCCCAGGCUGCUACUCACGGCCGCGGUACCGGCAUCAUUCGAGGCAAUCGCCGCUGGAUACGACGUGCCGGAGAUCUCCAAGUAUUUGGAUUUUAUCAAUGUGAUGACGUACGACUUCCACGGGCAAUGGGAACGAACAGUCGGUCACAACUCGCCCCUUUUCCCGCUGGAGAGCGCUACCAGUUAUCAAAAGAAAUUAACCGUAGAUUACUCGGCAAGGGAGUGGGUGAAGCAAGGCGCUCCCAAGGAAAAAUUAAUGAUCGGAAUGCCUACGUACGGGCGAAGUUUUGAAUUGGUGAAUAUGUCCCAGUUCGACAUAGGCGCCCCGGCCUCCGGUGGCGGUAAACCUGGACAAUUCACAUCGGAAUCUGGUUUCAUGAGCUAUUACGAAAUAUGCGAUUUUCUACAAGUCGAAAAUACGACACUCGUGUGGGAUAAUGAGCAACAAGUCCCCUUCGCUUAUCGCGAGGAUCAGUGGGUCGGUUUUGAUGACGAAAGAAGUUUAAAAACGAAGAUCGCUUGGUUGAAAGAAGAAGGCUUUGGAGGAAUCAUGAUCUGGUCCAUUGACAUGGAUGAUUUUCGAGGACAUUGUGGAGGAUUAAAGUAUCCUUUAAUUGCCUCAAUGAAGCAAGAGCUGGCCGGUUACAAAGUUAAGCUGUCUUACGAUGGUCCAUUUGAAAGCUCAAACCCGAACGGACAGUACACCACUAAGGAUCCAAACGAGGUGGUGUGCGAGGAGGAAGACGGCCAUAUCAGUUACCACCGCGACAAAUCCGACUGUACCCAUUACUUCAUGUGCGAAGGCGAAAGGAAGCAUCACAUGCCUUGUCCGGUUAAUUUGGUCUUCAACGCCGACCAAAACGUCUGCGAUUGGCCCGAAAACGUAAUAGGAUGCGAGCAGCAUACCCAAUCACCUCCAACUAACUAAAUUUGAGUCGAAUUAGAAAAUUUAAAAUACCAAAAGAAAGUCUCUCUAAACAAGAAGUCACUGCCAUAAAUUUUGCGUUUUAUUCGUCGCGAACAGUACGGGAAAAAAGGCAGUCCGCGUGUAGAUAUACUGAGUGUUAGUGAUAUUUGAGACUUAUACAAUUAUCGAUGUUUUGUAAAAUAGUGUUUCGGUAAUCCUUAUUCGUAAGUAUAAUUAUGUAUUAUUUAUUAAUUACGCCGAAUUGUACACUUUUAAUACGAUUUAUGUAGAGUAAGAGAAUUACGUUAAGUUUUAGAGAUAUUUAUGUAGUAGGUACCUUCAUCAAUUUACUUUGUAAAUACAAGUCUACCAACACGA
Photinus pyralis (common eastern firefly) is the source of this 3544-nucleotide messenger RNA. RefSeq names its product probable chitinase 10 (gene Cht7). The transcript has 10 exons. Gene Ontology annotation, cellular component: extracellular region. Lineage: Eukaryota; Metazoa; Arthropoda; Insecta; Coleoptera; Lampyridae. Bases 200 to 3187 code for a protein of 995 amino acids. Gene Ontology annotation, molecular function: hydrolase activity, hydrolyzing O-glycosyl compounds; chitin binding. Gene Ontology annotation, biological process: carbohydrate metabolic process; chitin catabolic process. The record is from RefSeq and is a predicted model, not a curated record.